Molecule: messenger RNA, 270 nt
Organism: Notodromas monacha
Lineage: Eukaryota; Metazoa; Arthropoda; Ostracoda; Podocopida; Cyprididae
Source: the annotation of a GenBank genome assembly
CAGCUGUUGUCGAGUCACAGAGCAACGUUGUGUAGCAAGUUGGGGGAAUGUCGGGACCCUGCAUUGUGUUUGCACCUCGCUGGACUGGUGUUGUUUCAAACCAUGACCCACUUGAUUAUCCACGCAUCUGGAAAGUUUGUUCCGCAAUUGCUGCAGUUCAUGAAAGCUGAUUUGGAAAAGGCCGGAGUCUUUGAUGACUUGUUUCGUUACCAAGAGGCCAUUUGCUUCAUCAGUUUAGGUGGAGUAGCUGAAGUUUCUGGACAGUUGAUA